Molecule: messenger RNA, 2593 nt
Organism: Physcomitrium patens
Lineage: Eukaryota; Viridiplantae; Streptophyta; Bryopsida; Funariales; Funariaceae
Source: RefSeq, a predicted model, not a curated record
UCACUGCGACCGCCCUCGACAACCCAAACACGACGAGCAUCGAUCGGCAACCACCUCAUUGACAUGGACAUCGACAACCACCGAGACUGCAGCAGCGGCUUCAUCAUCGGGAUCGGGAUGUGGAGCUGGCCACGCACAGAUCAUUUACAGAGAAGUGCCACAAAAUCAUGAGAGAAAGUGCUUCCCCUCUUUAUGAUCGGGUGCGGAACCUGACAGCAUUACGCUUGAGCACUCUCGCAUGAACGACCUGCAUCGAGGCUUGCCGAUCCAGUUUUCAUUAUUUGAUUCUGUUAUCAGAUGGGUCUCUACUUCAUCGUGUUCCAAUAGAGAGCUUCCGGUGCUUCGGUUGUGAUAAUCAACGCUUGUGCAAGCUCAGGGACUGUCAGAUAUUUCACCAUCAGUCGGAAGUAAUUUAGAACUGCCGGAAGUGGGUCAUUCGUUUUUGCAUUCUUAUUUUUAUUUUCAUCUCACUGAAGGAGGAUGCUGCGACUGUCGGAUGUCUUUUUUCGUCGUCGUUUAUCUGCACCUGAUCUCCUGGAUCAGUUACUACACUGGAAUAAAUGCGUCCGCUUGAACUACUGAUCUGCAUCGAUUCCAGGGAAGACUGUGCAGUUAAGGUACGCGUCUCGACAAACAGUUUCUUUUUCCCAGGCAGCGGGAGUAGCUUCUGAUCCCUGAUCUAGGAUUUGGUUUCCGUUUUAGUACUGGUCGAUUUGGCUAUCUUCGAUGAUUGAACUAGCCUGUGCUAGACUGCCCGACUCGCUCGAUGGCUACCAUUGAACUUUCCCCUCUGAAUGAAAUGAUGCAAUUGGAGUGUAAUAUUCUGGAGUUCGAUACCCUUGCAUUUUGUCGUCUCCGAAGUUAAUCAGCUCACAGAAGCGGAGGUGCGUGCCAUGUGAGUCCAAUCCGUCGGUCAACACAACGAAACAGCUCAUUUCUGCCCGACUGACAGGGGGCAUCUGUUCAAAGUAAAAAUCAGGUUCAUUGCUAACACUGCAACUUAAAAUCAGUCCUCCUCUAAAUCUCAAAGUUAAACUCACUGAUCUCCGGAGGGAAUAUUGAUGUGCAAUCCACACUGUCAACAAGAUUUCUCGGACUAAUCAGGUUGAACAUGCCCUGCCGAAGACCAACCAAUUCCAUCCCAAGUGCCAGCCAUGAGAGAGAAAAAAAAAACAAAAAAAAAAAUGUUCACAUUCAGCUUACACGUGUGCACAUGGCUGCACUUGAAGUUUUGGUCACGGACUUUAAAAGUAGGUGUGUUCGCAUUGUCGUGUCUCGACGGCAUUGAAUGCGGCGACAAUGAAAAAAUUGAGUUGAGGGAUAGGUAGAGCACGCAUUAGAAUUCGAGAGCUCACUCUAGUCCACUUUGCAGGUAGCCACAUUUCAUAUCACAUCAAUUUUUCCGAUUUUCUUGAGCUGGGAAUGCCUUCAGAGCCCCAUCUGUCUUCAUCAAUCAAAACGUUUACGAGUUGUGGCUCAAUUCUUCGUGUUGUGAUGUGCAGGGGGUUGAUAAGCAAGCCAUAAUGACUGAAGUAAUGAACCAGUUGCCAAGGGUCGCUGUUUUGCAAUGGAUGGCGACAAUGUUGGUUCUCUUCAGCAGAGUUUUGUCAUCCCUGGCUAAGGACCCAUUAAUGCCAGCCAUGUUCAUCCUUGGUGACUCGCUCGUGGAUGUCGGCAACAACAACUAUGUUCUUACUCUCGCCAAGGCAAAUUAUCCUCCUAAUGGGCUGGACUUCCCGCAGGGACCGUCUGGAAGGUUUUGCAAUGGCCGCACCGUUUCCGAUUGCCUGGUUCAAUACAUGGGCCUUCCCUUCCCACCCGCAUACUUGGAUCCGACGGCGAAAGGACCCGUCAUUCUUCAGGGGUUGAACUAUGCCUCUGUUGCCGCCGGUAUCCUCGACUCCACUGGCUAUAACUAUGUGAGCCAACUGAUGUCAAGUCUGCCUGGAUCAAUCUAUGUGUAUGCAAAUGCGUAUGACCUAGUGGCCUCAUUCGUUGCCAACCCAGCACGAUAUGGAUUUGAGGUAGUGAAUUCGGGCUGUUGCGGAGCCGGCCCCUAUGAUGGUUUAAUACCGUGUCUUCCAAUUGUGAAGCCGUGCCCUGACCGGUCGGCCUACCUAUUCUGGGAUCCCUUUCAUCCCACAGACAAAGCCAACUCGUACAUUGGCACAGCUUUCUUCUCCGGUGGCCCAGAUGCGUUCGAGCCCGUGAAUGUAAUGCAGCUUGCAGCAAUGCCUUAGAACUGCAUUGGUACUGAAGCGCCUCACCUGCCUGCACUCAACUCGAUCUCGAACACUCAAGAUAGUAUCUGUAUCUACCACUUCUGUAUGUGUGUGUACGUAUUCAGAUUUCACUGGAAGUUGGCGUAUAAUUGUCAGGCCAUGAAGGACUUGAUUAUAAAUUAACUACUUAAGCAACACACGAGAUUGUGACGAAGGCACUAAAAGUUAGUCGCAACAGAAAUAGCAGAAAUGUCAUGCAAUUCAGCACUUUGAGCUGUAAUUUCAUGUCGAAUAUUGAACGAUUUGGCUGAACUCUGUAGAUUGUACAAGAGGUAAAGCCUCAUCAAGAGAGAUAAUGUUCACAUGAGAAU